Molecule: messenger RNA, 522 nt
Organism: Porites evermanni
Lineage: Eukaryota; Metazoa; Cnidaria; Anthozoa; Scleractinia; Poritidae
Source: the annotation of a GenBank genome assembly
AUGCCGCCGAAGGUAGACGUGAAAACUCUCGCGGGAAAACUGGACAAUGCCGUCAAACUCUUGUACGAAUUAAUGGAAGAAUUCGAAACAAUUUUCUCCGUAAAACCGGACCUAAAAACACUUGAAGCAGCAUUCAGUUUAGUAGAAACCAAGUACAGACUGGUCAAGAAACAGCAGGAAACAAUUCUGGAUAGACUGGUCGAUGAAGGCACUGGCCCAGAAGACGAACUUGUGUUAGCAACAAAAAAAACUGGAGACAAAACCAAAGCUGAUUUCCUUCAAAUCACUUUAAAGUUUGCUGCAUAUCAAAAGGAACAAAACUCCUCAGAAAAUUCUAACAAUGCGACAACUCUGGAAGCGCUAACAUUAUCAAUGUCGUCCAUGACGUCGGCGAUGCAGAAAAUGGCCGAUAACAUCGGAUCAAAACUGUCAAACUCAAGUUUACAACGAUUACCUGUACCAGUAUGGGACGGAACUUGCAGAACCUAUGCCACGUGGAAAAGGAGUUCAGCCAUUGGAUGA